CUGAAAGUAAAAGGAAAAAAGGGAAAUAUGAUCCAGGUUCAGUCAACCGUCGAUCAAGCAGAUCUAUUGAGCUAAAGACUUAUUAGAAGAUUCUUGAUAUAUAUAUUUUUUUAAAUUAUUGAUUCAACUGACUUCAAGUGACUUCUUCAACUAUGGAGUUUUAUUUUAGGAGAAUAACCAUUUCUUCCUACAUUAUAGUAUGCAUAUUGUUGAAGCAUGCUUCUACUGGUGGUGUGCAGAUUGAUGUUGACUGUAUGGGAAGUGGGGAGCCCUACUGUUGUCGGACAAAAUGUGAGUGGAAUGAAAAGCCCAGUAAAACCUUCAAGGAUGCCAAUUGUAUUGUUAAAGAAAAAAACAUGGAAUGCAAAACAAAUAGCGGUGAUAAAAAUUUCUCCACCCCCUCAAUACCUAAUGGAAUAAUUGACAAAGAUGCCAGGUGUAAAAUACAUCUCAGAGAAAGUGACUAUGUGGUGUCUUGUUAUUAUUAUAAGUCCAAGCCUAUAUGUUGUGAAACCCCAUGUAAGUGGGAGCUAAAAUUUGACAAUGCAACAUGUCAAAUGACCGAAACAAAAAUAGAUUGCAGUUAUGGUACUGGUGAUAAUCCAAAGCAUCUGGAAUUGUGCUUUGAAAAAAGCCUCUGUCCACACAAACCUGAGGACACAACAUGUAAUUUUGGACCUGGUGAUAUGUGCUAUAUAUAUACAGACGAUGGAAAACGACAAACACAAGGAAACGCUGAGAGAAUACUUAAGCCUGAAGAUGUGACGACACCAACAGUUACAGAAACACCACCAUCCAACCAAACAGAUGUGAAUUUAUGUUGUAUCAUUGGUAUUACCACCAGCAUUUGCAUCCUUGUGAUUUGCUGUGUGAUUUGCUGUGGCAUUGCCUACUGUUUGAAAAAAAAGUGCAUCAUAUGCUGUUCAUGCUGCGUAAAAAGAACGGUCAGCAACGACCCCCCCGAAAUGGAUGCACUAAACCAAGACAAUCAAAGAGACAAUUAAACAAUUAACAAUUAAAUGACUUCUUGAAAACUAGGUAAAGGGACACUGAAAACAAAUAUAACUUUAUUCAGUGAAGAAAGUCAUGCAAGAUGUUAAAAGAAAGGUUAGGACAGGGGUAUCAAACUCAGUUCCUGGAGGGCCACAGCCCUGCAAAGUUUAGUUCCAACCCUGCUCCAAACACACAUACCUAGGAGGGCAUUUAAAAACUGAACUAGAACAUAGCCCUAGUUUUCAAAUAGGCCUGAAGGACUUGAUUAGUUGAAUCAGGUGCAUUUAAUUAGGGUUGAAGCUAAACUCUGCAGGGUUGUUCAGUAUACUGAGAUCUAUUUUUUGCAAUUUUGAGUUAACAUCAUAAUUCAGAUCUCUUUUCUCAGAAUUUGUUUUUUGCAAUUGGUUUUUGUCUUCAUUCUACUGUUUAGUUUUGUUAUUCUUUGUUAGUUUUGGUAUUUUUCUUUAUUUCUGUUUAACUUAACUCAACAAAAAUGCAUACAUUUUGGGUAAUUAUAAUUUACUUGUUUAAGCAAUCAGGUAUGUUGACUUUUCUAAGCUUGAUAUUUUGAAGCCUGUUUCUGCUAUGAUAAAACAAAGGUAACAGACUGUUUAUCUCACAAUUCUGACUUCAUUGCUUGGAAUUCUAACUUUAUUCUCACAAAUUUGAAUUAAAGGAAUUAUGACUUUUUUUCUUGGAA
Messenger RNA from Megalobrama amblycephala (Wuchang bream), 1693 nucleotides. RefSeq lists its product as uncharacterized. The coding region runs from base 153 to 1004 and encodes 283 amino acids. NCBI's taxonomy places the organism in Eukaryota, Metazoa, Chordata, Actinopteri, Cypriniformes, Xenocyprididae. The record is from RefSeq and is a predicted model, not a curated record. The transcript is spliced from 11 exons.